CACCCAAGGUCUGCGAUGCCUGCAAAAACAAAAAUGAAGACGAUAAUGACAUCGUGGAAAACCUCUGCAAAAAUGACUUUGCCUUGAAGAUAAAAGUGAAGGAGAUUGCCUACAUCAAUGGGGAUACCAAGAUCACCCCCGAAACAAAGAGCAAGACCAUCUACAAGCUGAAUGGGCUGACGGAAAGGGAUCUGAGGAAGAUCGUGCUCUGGCUCAAAGGUGGCCUCCAGUGUACCUGCGACGAGAUGAACGACAUCAACGUCCCCUACUUGGUGAUGGGGCAAAAGCAAGCUGGUGAACUGGUGAUCACCUCGCUGAAGCGGUGGCAGAAAGGGCAGCGGGCUUUCAAGCGGUUCUCCCGCAGCAUCCGCAAACUGCAGUGUUAGUGGCGUCGGCUCCGGCCGCCUCCAGCAGCCGCCUCUGUCCCGAGCUCUCCGGGCCUCCCGCACCUUCUUGCUUCGGCCCCGCUGAGCCUCGAGAUGUCACGGGCGUGAGACACGGUGGCCGCUCUCCGAGAGGGGAGGCAGCCCUCCAUUUUUGUACAUAGGUUAAAAUGUAAUAAAAAAAAAAAAUCAUGACUAUUUUUGGGAAGUAUUAAAGUAUCUCGCUUAAAGCUUGGGGUUUUUUAAUGGUUGCAAACAUGGCUUUGGUCUGAGGUUUCUCCCUCUUCAUUUUGGUAAUGCUGGUUCAUUUAUAUUGCUGCUUCUCUGUAUACAUGCAUGUUUGUUGUGCAAAAGUAGGAGAUGCAGAGAAAGACAGCCAUGCGUGCGACUGGCCUGUCACAGUGGGUACGACUCUUUCACCAAGGUGAAACGGCUUGCCAUCUAUAUUAACUCUAUCAAGGUCACGUUAUGACUCUUGCAUGUGAUACAUAGGCACCAGUAAAAGUAUAUUCACCACUCUCACAUUUUAUUUUCCACAAGUCUGAGCUCUUCUCUCAGAAAAAAAGAACAGGUUUUGGAGCUGGUUGAUCUGAAUGCAAUUUUAUUAUUAUUUUUUUAAUUUUGCAAAUUAAACCAUCUGUAGCCUAACUGUAAUAUACCUAGUGGUUAACCUGAAAGAGUUGUAAAAUAUUGCUUUAAUUAACCUUGUAAAUACUCCAGAUAAAUGUUAUAUUCUUGUAUAUAAACUUUACAUCAUAGUUUA
Cariama cristata (Red-legged seriema) is the source of this 1146-nucleotide messenger RNA. Its product is annotated as secreted frizzled-related protein 2. The transcript is spliced from 2 exons. The record is from RefSeq and is a predicted model, not a curated record. Gene Ontology annotation, molecular function: protein binding. The annotation marks the transcript as partial. Lineage: Eukaryota; Metazoa; Chordata; Aves; Cariamiformes; Cariamidae.